AUGGUGCCCAUGCGCAAGUUGCUCAGACACAAGUCUCGGGUUGACGGCGACUUCCGAGUGACGAAGCGAACCACCGCCCCCCACCCCCACCCCCACCUCAGGCCAAAGUCCCCAACCUUGACGAUGUACCCGGACGGCUCGUUCACGUCCCGAUUGAGUAACACGUGGACACAUUCUACUACCAGAACUACUAUUGGUGGUGUGGUCGAGCGAGUCGUGUGCAGCAGCAGCGGCAGCAGUAGCAGCAUGGGGUCGAACUGUUCCGUGUUGCAGCAGCUCCGAAUGGACUUGAGCCAGCAGCAGGCUCAAGACCUGCUGCACAACCACCGGGAACAUCUGCAGUUGCGCACGUGCAGCUUUGGUCGGCGUGGCCGACCAUCCUACGCAGUGCGCACGCAAGCCGAGGUGCAGCGACUCUGCCACUUUGCCAACGUAUCAGCCCAUCCUGUUCAUGACUCAAUGUCCGAGACCGGUACCGCCGACACGUCAUCCAUGCUCGUCGAUUCACAACCAGCCCGCGAUAGCGUAGGGAAUGUAGAGCCAUCCCGCGGCACAGGUCCGGGACCACCGCUGCAACAGCCGCGGCACCAAGACCAAUUUUGA
Volvox carteri f. nagariensis is the source of this 603-nucleotide messenger RNA. RefSeq lists its product as uncharacterized. Lineage: Eukaryota; Viridiplantae; Chlorophyta; Chlorophyceae; Chlamydomonadales; Volvocaceae. The record is from RefSeq and is a predicted model, not a curated record. The transcript has 7 exons. The coding region runs from base 1 to 603 and encodes 200 amino acids.